GACACACCUCAGCAACAUAGACAAGCCGAUGUUCCACAGCAUGACCAACAACAACAAGCUGCACAACCUGGGCAACAACAACAAGCUGCACAACCUGGGCAACAACAACAAGCUGCACAGCCUGGACAACAACAACAAGCUGCACAACCUGGGCAACAACAACAAGCUGCACAACCUGGACAACAACAAGCUGCACAACCUGGGCAACAACAACAAGCUGCACAACCUGGACAACAACAACAAGCUGCACAGCCUGGACAACAACAAGAAGCUGCACAACCUGGACAACAACAACAAGCUACACAGCCUGGACAACAACAAGAAGCUGCACAGCCUGGACAACAACAACAAGCUGCACAGCCUGAACAACAACAACAAGCUGCACAGCCUGGACAACAACAACAAAAACAAGCUGCACAGCCUGGACAACAACAACAAGUACCACGUACUCUUCCACAGUAUUCUCCACCGACUACUAGAGCUAAAACUGCAAAAAAGCAGCUGAAGUUUGAAAGCAUGUCAUAGAUAUU
Messenger RNA from Magallana angulata, 530 nucleotides. Its product is annotated as glycosyltransferase-like protein gnt13. The transcript has a single exon. The coding region runs from base 29 to 505 and encodes 158 amino acids. Lineage: Eukaryota; Metazoa; Mollusca; Bivalvia; Ostreida; Ostreidae. The record is from RefSeq and is a predicted model, not a curated record.